Molecule: messenger RNA, 5781 nt
Organism: Seriola aureovittata
Lineage: Eukaryota; Metazoa; Chordata; Actinopteri; Carangiformes; Carangidae
Gene: hoxb3a
Product: homeobox B3a
Exons: 5
Coding region: 1331-2785 (484 amino acids)
Biological process (GO): regulation of transcription by RNA polymerase II
Cellular component (GO): nucleus
Molecular function (GO): DNA-binding transcription factor activity, RNA polymerase II-specific; RNA polymerase II cis-regulatory region sequence-specific DNA binding
Source: RefSeq, a predicted model, not a curated record
CUGUGCUCGGGGUGAAUGGGAGGUCAGCGCGUCUCACCAAUAUUAAAAUGUGUACCGGGUGACACGCCUCGCCCGUUAAACAAAGAGUGUGCCAAACUGGCAGAUUAAUUUGAAAACUUGAGUCCAUGCACACACACACAACACUUAAUGCCUUAAAGAGCCACAGUCUCCACCGCAGCCCUGCUCGGUCCUCCUCAGCCCCAACCCGCUCCAUGUAGCCCAGCACCGGGAAACACGGGGAACGGCCACCGGUCAGGGGGCUUUCCUCUGUCAUUUAUCGCCGCUUUGGUCGGGUUUUCACGCGCGGGAGCGCCCGGUGCUGUUGAAGGCGUUACGGUGACGUGUUGUCUUUGUUUUCGAUGGAUUAUCACCAUUAAAUCGGUUCUACCUACGCAGUGUUAUCCCAGUUCCUCUACCGCGGAGUCUGAGCAAUACGGAUAUACAGUCAUGUUUACGCUUUGCCGGAGAGACCCGCGGCUGUGCGUCUGCGCGUGUGCAUGCGUGCACGUGAGCGGGAGUGUCCAGGGAAACGACAACGACCUUUUUUUAAGAUACCAUGAAGAAUCCUGAAGAGGUCAAAAAACCUGUGGCGUUGGAAGCAGAGAGAGAGAGGAGGAGGAGGAACUGAGGUGUGAGCGCUUCUUUUUAUUAUGGAGGGAAAAUGAAAACAGCUGCGGGUGUCUGGAGACGUGGAGAAGAGCAAGAAAAAGAAAAUGUGAUGAUGAUAACAAGAGGAAAAACUGUGGAGAUCAAUGUGACGACGUUACUAGGAAAGGCGGGUCCACGCGCUACACAGAACCACACACAAGACCCCUUCUGCCAGGAGAUACAGAGGGCAAGGAACAGACACAGACAGAGGAGAAGAAAAAGAAGACGUCUUGGAAGACACCCCCCCUCCUCCUCCCUCCCUCAAACCCCCUCCUUACACACACAUAAACACUCAUACAUACACCUCCCCUUCCCACGCACCACCAAGCUAUUUUUACACCCCACAAGUAUCCUACCAUAAGAAAAAAACUUUUUUCUCUUUCAUUGGAAAGAAAAAAAUCCCUCCUAAGAAAGUCCAACAAACCAGUCACAGAGUCCUCCCGGCGCGAAAGAAGAAGAUGGCCCCGAGGUCGCACAGAGUUCUGGCGUCCAAGUUCUUAGGAGCUUUCUGGAAGCCGCUUCCUUCCACCAAAACAUUGGGGAAUAAGAGGAAAUCUUCCGGUCAGAUUGCAGGGGACCGUUGGAGAGACGCUGUCACGUGACCCCCGGUACCAAAUGGUCUUCCGGCAGUGGUUUUCAACAAGGACCGGAGCACAAGCAGACGCCGCCACUUCCCUCAGAAAUGCAGAAGACAACAUACUACGACAACUCCUCGACGCUUUUCGGUGGCUACUCGUCGUACCAGGUGCAGGGGGCGGCAGCGGCGGCAGCGGCAGCAGCCGCCAACGGCUUUGGGGGCUACGAUGCCCCGGUCCCAGUGUCCCACCACCAGCCGGCCUUCCAGUCGGCGACCCAUCUGGAUGUGGAUUCGUACCAGCGCUCUGCCUGCUCGUUACAGUCGCUGGGCAGUAACAGUGGCCACCAGCAGCAGCAGCAGCUAGCCAAGACCAAGGAGCUGAAUGGCAGCUGCAUGCGGCCCAGCCUGCCACCUGAGCACCACCCCGGCUCCCAGGUGUCCCCCCCACUGCCCCCCAACCCCAGCAGCGGUAGUACAGGGGCUCAGCAGCCAGGGGGCAGUAAUGGGGCUUCCUCAGCCUCUAAAUCAGCCCCCAAUAAGUCGUCUAAUUCCUCCUCCUCCACAUCAUCCUCCUCCUCCUCACUGCCCCCCAACCCGACCUUGGCCAAGCAGAUCUUCCCCUGGAUGAAAGAGUGUCGUCAGACGACCAAGCAGAAAAACUGUUCACCGAGCAACAACUCUGGCAACGCCUCCGGAGGAGCUGAGAGCGGGAGCAGCGGGGAGAAGAGUCCUACCAGUGGAUCGUCGGCGUCGUCUAAGCGGGCUCGUACGGCGUACACCAGCGCCCAGCUGGUGGAGCUGGAGAAAGAGUUCCACUUCAACCGGUACCUGUGCCGGCCACGGCGUGUGGAGAUGGCCAACCUGCUCAACUUGUCUGAACGCCAGAUCAAGAUCUGGUUCCAGAAUCGGCGUAUGAAGUACAAGAAGGACCAGAAGUCCAAGGGCCUGAGCUCCAGCUCUGGAGGGCCCUCACCCACCGGCUCCCCGCCCCUGCCCAUGCAGUCUUCAGCCAGCUUCCUCAACUCGAUACACUCCAUGGGAGGGGGAGGCGGGGGAGGAGGGGCCGGGUACGAUGCCCCAUCUCCACCAUCUUUUGGAAAGCCCCACCAGGGAGUGUCUUACUCCAUGUCCACUGCCUAUUCCAAUGUCCCCAUGAAGGGCUGCCCCUCCCAGCAGAAGUAUGGCGCCCCAGAUCCGGACUAUGGUGACCCCCAUCCCCACCACGGUCUCGUACAGGCCAACAGCGCUGGCUACGGGACUCCCACCAACAUGCAGGCCAGUCCAGUCUACGUGGGGGGCGGCAGCUACGUGGAACCCAUGCCAGGCUCGGGGCCCUCCAUUUACGGGCUAAACCACCUUGGCCCCACGCCACCCCACCACCAAACUAUGGACUACAAUGGCGCAGGGCCCAUGUCGGCCGCCAACCAGCACCAUGUGGGUGGAGGGGGCCCCCCAGGUACCUGUGACCCGCCCACACACCCGACGUACACUGAGCUGUCAGCGCACCACACCUCGACUCAGGGCAGAAUCCAGGAAGCACCCAAGCUCACUCACCUGUAGCAGGUUUGGAACAAAAUGACAACGUAGAACAUAGUGAAGACGACACAGAACAAGUAACAUGACGCGACUCACUAACAGACUAGCUAAGAUGUGUGGACUCCACCGCUACUGCUGCAAAGGGACGGCAGGAGAGACAAAACAAGACAGGCAGGAGCCAUCCUGUGGUUUGUCCUGUGCUCUGCACUCACAAAUCAGUGUUAUGUGUUGUCCAGCCCCACCCUGUUUCCACUGCCCUCGCCAGUCUGAUCAGGUCCAGAGCUUCCACUGGUACCUUGAAAGUGCAGUUAAUUUCAUUUCAACCAAACAGAGGUUGUGUCUGUGAGUUAGUAGCAGCAGUGCAGCCCAACCAUGAACCAUUAAUUACAUCACCAAAAACACAAAAAAAGAUAAAAUACACAUCCUGCAAUAUAAAAGCAGUUAAAUCACUUGUAGCUGCUAAAACUUUCACAAAAUGUUUUAGUCUUGGACCAAACUCACUAACUUCUCUCUCCUGUUUUAUCUUCACAUCCUCAUACAGGACGUGAGGAAAGAAAAUUGUUUAAUUUAACAGUGUAUUAUCACUUUUCAUUCAUUUCAGAAAAACAGAAAUCUUCAUUCAUUUUACCAAUGUUUACAAAUUUUAAGAUGAACCCUUUUAUGGAUAUUCACAUUCUACUCCUGAGUGUUAAUGGCCCCAGGGUGGUGAAUCAUACUGUAGACACGGGAGACAAGGUGGACAGUCGAUUGUCCACCACGCUCCCCUGGGAACAAUAAAGCUCCUCUUGUGGCAUUAGUGCAGAGACAUAUCAGCAGCUGUGUGGCAUGGCAACAUGUACGGUGAGCACCAUUGUUUGGUCAGUAUUCAUUAGUCUAAUAAUCUGCUGCACACUCGAUCUUAAAAUUGCAGAAUUAACUAAACAAAGCUGAUGUUCAUUAAAAUAUGUCUCCAAAAAAAGAUAAAAAAUAAAAGGAAUAUCUAAAUUACUCAGCAAAUGAAUUGAGCAUAAUUGUCUACCGGUGAUAAAAUCCUCCCUCCAUGUAUUACUGGACUUUUCCAAACAACUCUUGCUCAGACGGAGGAGAGUGCAGUAGUAGUUCAGAUAGUAUGUAGUAAAGAGAAAAGCCUAUAAUAGCUCUGUUAGAGCUAGUAUGUGGUUUAAAAUUGUACUUUGAUAAUAAAAUCACCCCCUAAGACACACACAUACACAGACAGCUCUCCCGCCUGGUAAAUGAAAUAGUUGAGAUUUUAAUGGGCAGUUAACGAGGUGGUUAGAUUUAUGACGCUGAGCUCUCUCCCCUCCAGGCAACACAUGCUGUUGUCAGCCGGGCUGAGCUAUGUGAAGGGCUCUGCCCCUUCAUCAGCUGGGGAGGAAGAACAGGAAUAUAUGGCUAGAGCUGGCAGCACUCGUCUCCUCCUACCACCCCCCCCCCCACCCAGUUCCACAAAGUACAUAAAAACCCCCGGAUGGUUGUCCCCUCACUGUCUCGUUUUGUCUCCUGUCGUACCUGUCUCUGUCCGUCCAAACCGAAUCACAAGUAACCCACUGUCUCCUGUCUGUGGCAGCAGCACACAGCUUCUGAAGGAGGCUAAACUUUUCCACCACCUCCCACUGCCCCCCCCCCCCCCCCCCCGCCCCACACACACACACACACACACAUACACACAUACACACAUACAUCCAUCACCCAUGCACAUGCACUCACCACCAUUCCCAUCACUCUAACAGGGUUUAUGAAGCUACGAGCUCAGAUGCUAAACUAGCUCCCAUAGACACACACGUGUGUUAGGCUACGUUAGCUAAUCACACCUUCAUACACACACACACACACACACACACACACACACACACACAGCAACGCUAAGCUAGCUUCCUUUCGUUGACACACAUCCACAGCUGGGUUGUUCCAGCUGUUGACAUCUUCAAACAAACAUGGAAGAGAAAUCUUUAAUGUUCUUAUUUUAGCACAUCAUCGACACAGGGUAAAUAAUAAGAGUGGAGAACACUUAUUUAUUUAUGUUUGGGUAAGUUAUUGCCCUCCUCUCUCUCUCUCUCUCUCUCUCUCUCUCUCUCUCCCUCGCUCUCUCUCUCUCUCUCUCUCUCUCCCUCUCUUUUUGGAAGGGUUCACUUACAUUAGCGCCACACCAAUGCGUUAAAGUCCACAUUUUAUAUUUUGUUUUGUUCUCACAUAUCUUGACUUUUAACGUGGAUACAGGGUAUAUAUUUGAACAAAAAUGCAUGUCCCAGAAAUCUGAGCUGGUGUGCAUCCCACAUUUUUAAAAGCACUGGGUUUAUUGUGUCUGAACAGUCAGUGAGAGCAGUUUGGGGACAACACACACCAAAACCCUUACACUCACUGAUGCUCUGAGAGUAAACCAGUGGUUUUUAAAAUGCAGAUUCAUACACAUGCUUUUCACAUCUGGGCAUCAUUGUUGCACUUAGAGUUUACAUUUUGAUGGUUAAAGGUAAAAAAUAAUAAUAAUAAAAUCUUAUUUUGAAGACGGAAGGCCCUCCAAUCAAAGCGUCUUUCGUCAAUGUGUGUUCAAGUGAACAUUCAUAUCUAAAUAUUUAUUUGUUAUAGCCAGUUUAAAAAAGACUUUCUGUUUUGUAUUAUUAUUUAUCCUUCAUGUAUUUAUAUCAAGAAAAAAUACUGUACUUUUUUAGUAUUUACCUGUUAUGAAAGAAAAAAAAAAACAACGUUGUGUUUCUUCUUGUCCAUUGUACUGAAGUUAAAUUUUUUAGUUCUUGUAUUUUAGAAGAAAAUAAGUAGUUUUUAUGUUCCUAUAAUGACCCUUGUACAUAAAUGUCUUGGCUUGUACAAGGAAAAAGGCAAGGCUGGGGAUUGGUGACCCGCCCUGCCAUAGUCAGAAAAGUUAGACAAACUAUUAGCUGGAAAAAAGAACGAGUCUUUUUGGAGAAGAACAACUUCUUUCUUUGUCAUUUGUAGCUCCCUUUUCUUUGAUUGUUGAGAGAGUUGUCUGUCAAACAAUUCUUUAAUAAAAGGUUAUGUUAUUCAGA